AUGUCUCAAACACUCAAUAUCGCGGUUGUUGGCCUUGGCCGCAUGGGCAAGCGACACGUCCACACUCUGUUGUAUAGGGUACCUCGCGCUCGAGUUGUCGCAGUAUGCAGCUCAAUGGAGCACGAAGUCAAGUGGGCUCAGGAGAGCGAAGAGUACAAGGAGUUCAACAUCUCUGUCUAUGACAACUACGAUGAGAUGCUCAAUCAUUCUGGACUUCAAGCUGUCUGGAUAUCUACCAGUACCGAUGUGCACUCCAGCCAGUCUCUUGCUGCCAUUGACAAGGGACUGCAUGUCCUUUGCGAGAAACCUUUGAGCACUGACAUGACCGAGGCUCAGACUGUCGUUGACGCAGCGAAGAAGAAUCCUCAGCUCAAGAUCAUGGCUGGCUUCUCUCGUCGAUUUGACGCUUCUUAUCGUGAUGCAGCUCACAAGAUCUACAACGACAAAGCUAUCGGCGAACCUUUCAUGGUUCGAUCCAAUACUUGUGAUCUACUCGACGAAACUGGCUUCUUCGUUCGCUAUGCCUCUCGCAACGGCGGCAUUUUCGUGGACUGCGCAAUCCACGACAUCGACUUGUCACUCUGGUACCUCGGUAAUCCUAUCCCCAAAGCAUGCUGGGCAACCGGUACUCUCCAGCACCACCCUGAGCUCAAAGACCUCAACGACGUCGACAAUGCAGUCGGCGUAGUCGAAUUCUGGGGCGGCAAAAUCGCUUACUUCUACUGCUCUCGAACUCAAGCCCACGGUCACGAUGUCUGUACCGAAAUCACUGGAAAGACUGGCAAGAUCUCGGUUAAUGUUGUUCCCAAGGCUAACAAUGUGGUUCUUGCGGACAAGCUUGGAAUUCGUCAUGAAGUCCAGCCUGAAUAUUGGCAGCGAUUUGAAGAUGCUUUUGCGCUGGAGGCCAAUGAGUUUACGGAUGCGGUAUUGAAGGACAAACCUGUGCCUUUGCCUAUUGAGGGCGGUAUGCAGGUCAUGAACAUUGGCCGGGCGCUUCAGCAUGCGCUGCUGAGUGGGAACUUGGUCAAGUUUAAUGAGCAGGGCAGAUGGGAGUAG
This is a messenger RNA of Fusarium redolens, 1056 nucleotides long. RefSeq lists its product as uncharacterized. The transcript is spliced from 3 exons. NCBI's taxonomy places the organism in Eukaryota, Fungi, Ascomycota, Sordariomycetes, Hypocreales, Nectriaceae. The coding region runs from base 1 to 1056 and encodes 351 amino acids. Gene Ontology annotation, molecular function: nucleotide binding; oxidoreductase activity. Gene Ontology annotation, biological process: NADPH regeneration. The record is from RefSeq and is a predicted model, not a curated record. Gene Ontology annotation, cellular component: cytoplasm.